GCUUUCUUUCUUCUUCCUUCCUUCCCUUUCUUUCUUUUUCUUUUCCUCACGCCGACGCCGUGAUGUCUUCGGCUUCGUUUGGUAGCCCGUCCGCGAAGCACCGUCACCACCCAAACGCCAGCUCCCCAAACACCCCUGCCGUCCAUGGCGGUAUUGGAAGUCCCAACCACGCACUCCUGACGCGCAACGAUGGGGGUGGUGGUAGCAAUACCAGCCACGCCUCACCGUUCCAGCGUCACCACAAUCUUUCUCAUGGUGUUUAGUUUACCCUUCCCUCCACCCCCAUCCCACCCCAACCCAACUCAACCCACCCCAACUCAACCCCGUCCCUUCCCGCUACACAAACUACGCUCGCGCGACUGCGCUACAUGAUGCUAACGAAAGAUAUCGCAACACAGAAGCUUCAUCCCCACAACAACAACUACUACAGCAACAACAGCAACAACGCGCAUUACCGUCUCGCCAUGCGGAAAUCGGGGCAUCUGCAACCUCCGUUUGAUCCGAUCCCUCGCUCCUCGGCCGGCAACAAUAGCACUCCCACCUCCGCCGCCGUUGCAGGCUCGACGAAAUUCGGACAUCGCGCUUCGGCCUCGCCGUCAAUUGCUUCCUUAAUCAAUGCUGACCCGCCGGCCAAGAAGCCUAGGACGUCUGGUGCCCAGCCCACAUCUAAUUUCGUCGAGGAUCCGAACGGCAACAAUAGUAGUACUAGCAGUACCAACAACAACAAGAGGCUCAAGAAGGAAGGGACCGAAAAUUCGCCCAUGUUGAAGGCGGCCACUACGACUAAUACUACUACGAAUAAUAAUACUUCCACGGCCAACAGUUCGAAGGCUCCUUCUCCGAAGCCGGCUCGUCAGGCGGGAUCGGGGGGUGGACUGCUUGGAAACGCUCUGCCGGGCAUGGGUGGAGGAAACCAGGAUGACGAGUUUCGUGUACCGAACAUCUACCUAAAUUUCCCACUCGAGGGAGAAACGAAUAGGUACAUCGACUUUGCCAAAUUGGCGGAGGAGAAGUACGGAUGGGCGGCAUUGAACCCGAGGCUUGCCAAGGCGAAAAUGAUGAUGGACAGUGGAGAUGAAAUGGCGGUGGAUGGGUCCGAGUCUGAGUCGAACGUGGAGAUGGGAGGAACCGGAGAAGCUGCCAGUGAGAGCUCCAAGCAGCGCAAAAAGAGGAGAUAUCAGGACAUCUACGACAAGGAGGAUCCCUUCAUUGACGACUCGGAGAUGAUGUGGGAGGAGCAGGCUGCUUCUUCCAAGGAUGGCUUUUUCGUGUACAGCGGCCCGUUGGUUCCCGAGGGAGAGAAGCCUCUGAUCGAGAGGGCCGAUGGUACCGUCAAGAGAGGUAGAGGUCGCGGCCGUGGUGGCCGCGGCGGCGGUACUGCGACGACUCGAGCUCCCGCGACUACCGCGCGUAAGCCGAGGAUCACCAAGAAGGAGAAGGAAAAGCUGGAGAAGGAAAAGGAGGAACGAGAGAGGUAUGCCCUUGCUGUUGCACAGUCCAAAGAUGUUCAUCCCCAUUAG
Tricharina praecox is the source of this 1520-nucleotide messenger RNA. RefSeq lists its product as uncharacterized. The record is from RefSeq and is a predicted model, not a curated record. The coding region runs from base 369 to 1520 and encodes 383 amino acids. The transcript is spliced from 3 exons. NCBI's taxonomy places the organism in Eukaryota, Fungi, Ascomycota, Pezizomycetes, Pezizales, Pyronemataceae.